Molecule: messenger RNA, 2164 nt
Organism: Sander lucioperca (pikeperch)
Lineage: Eukaryota; Metazoa; Chordata; Actinopteri; Perciformes; Percidae
Gene: cbsb
Product: cystathionine beta-synthase b
Exons: 14
Coding region: 1-1557 (518 amino acids)
Cellular component (GO): cytoplasm
Molecular function (GO): cystathionine beta-synthase activity; cysteine synthase activity
Source: RefSeq, a predicted model, not a curated record
AUGGAGAACGGAGAAGCGACUGCUGAUCAGUGGAACUGGAUCCGUCCUGAUUUGCCCAGCAGAUGUACCUGGAGGCUGGGUGCAUCUAUUUCAGAGUCACCUCAUAGCCACCCAGAACGCAUCAAGCCCCCCAGCAUCCUCCCCAACAUCCUCGGGAAAAUUGGACACACACCUCUGGUCCGUUUGAACAAAAUCCCAAAGGAGUUUGGACUCAAAUGUGAUAUUUUGGCCAAGUGCGAGUUCUUCAAUGCAGGAGGCAGCGUGAAAGACAGGAUCGGCCUGCGGAUGGUGGAAGAUGCUGAGAGAGCCGGGAUCCUCAAACCAGGAGACACAAUCAUUGAGCCCACCUCUGGCAACACAGGUAUCGGCCUCGCCCUGGCAGCUGCAGUUAAAGGCUACCGCUGCAUUAUAACCAUGCCUGAGAGGAUGAGCAACGAGAAGGUUGAUGUGUUGAGAGCUCUCGGGGCAGAAAUAGUGCGCACGCCUUCUUCUGCAGCUUUUGAUUCACCAGAGUCUCACAUAGUCACUGCUUGGCGUCUAAAGAGCGAGAUCUCCAACUCACACAUCCUCGACCAAUAUCGUAAUGCCAGCAACCCUCUGGCUCACUACGAUACCACAGCUGAGGAGAUACUGGAGCAGUGUGAUGGUAAAUUGGACAUGUUGGUGGCGGGAGCCGGCACAGGCGGUACACUUACUGGUGUUGCUCGGAAGUUGAAGGAGAGAUGCCCCAAUGUCAAGAUAGUCGCUGUGGACCCUGAGGGCUCCAUUCUGGUUGGAUCUAACAAAAAUAAGACUUCCUUUGAAGUGGAGGGCAUUGGAUAUGACUUUAUCCCCACAGUGUUGGACAGAUCUCUUGUUGACAUGUGGUAUAAAUCGACUGACCAGGAGACGUUCACAAUGUCACGCAAGCUGGUCAGAGAGGAGGGUCUCCUGUGCGGCGGCAGCUCUGGCUCAGCCAUGGCAGCAGCAGUAAAGAUGGCUCGGCAGCUUGAGGCGGGACAGCGCUGUGUGGUCAUCCUGGCUGACUCCGUCCGCAACUAUAUGUCAAAAUUCCUGAGUGACAAGUGGAUGUGUGAGAAGGGGUUCCUCAGACCGGAGGAGCCGAUGGACUUCAAACCCUGGUGGUGGAACAUGACUGUCCGGUGUCUAAACCUAUCUGCCCCCCUCACUGUGUUAGCGUCUGUGUCCUGCCAGAAAACCAUCGACAUCCUGAAAGAGAAAGCGUUCGACCAGGCCCCAGUCGUUGAUAACUCAGGUGUGAUCCAGGGGAUGGUGACUCUGGGAACCAUUCUGUCCUCUGUGUCAGCCGGGAAGGCUAAACCCUCAGAUGCUGUCAGCAAGGUGCUCUGCAAGCAUUACAAACAGGUGCACCUGACAGACAACCUGGGGAAGCUGUCCCAAAUCCUCGAAACAGACCACUUCGUCCUGGUGGUGCAUGAUCACACUCAGAAUAAAGCUGAUGGGUCAACUUGUCAGAAGCAGAUGGUGUUUGGCAUCGUGACAGCGAUUGACCUCCUCGACUACAUCACCACAGAUGAGAGCCAGGAUCACUCGUAGUCUCUGUGAUCACUUCCUGUUUAAGACGUGGAAGAUACUGCUUGCUUUACCAAGAAGCACCACGUGAACACCUGCGGCUGAAUCAUAUUUUAAUUCAGUGGUUUUUGCAGCUACAUAUGUGGAGGGGAUUAAUUAGGUUCCACAUAAGCAAUACACUCUGUGUAGUAUUAAUAUAUAUAACAUUCUGAAAUUAAUUUUAAAGUUAAAGUUUGACAAUAUUCUAAAUGUUUCUCUUUGUCAACAAAUCUGUGAGCCACAUUGUUGCACUAGGAAACAUGUUCCUUCGUUACUAUGAACAUGGACACUGUAUUUUAUUUUUAAUCUAACUGGUGCAGUGCCCGUUGAAAAGUUCCCUGUUCGGAAGGGCCCGAUUGCAGGUGUUGUGUCAAAGACUGUUCCCCUGUCGAUAUGUGUUUACCCUUACUAAACCGGAACCAAACUCCCUAACCCUAACCAUGGAGGGGGGCACUACGCAUUUUAACAGGAGGGAAACUCUAUUUGACUGUGGGAACAGACUCUGGAACUGCUCAUCCAAACAUCUUCAAUUCAAUUCAAUUUUAUUUAUAGUAUCAAAUCAUAACAAGAGUUAUCUCAAGACACUUUACAG